Letharia lupina is the source of this 450-nucleotide messenger RNA. RefSeq lists its product as uncharacterized. Lineage: Eukaryota; Fungi; Ascomycota; Lecanoromycetes; Lecanorales; Parmeliaceae. Gene Ontology annotation, cellular component: U4/U6 x U5 tri-snRNP complex; precatalytic spliceosome; U6 snRNP. Gene Ontology annotation, molecular function: RNA binding. The record is from RefSeq and is a predicted model, not a curated record. Gene Ontology annotation, biological process: mRNA splicing, via spliceosome. The transcript has 3 exons. Bases 1 to 450 code for a protein of 149 amino acids.
AUGUCGCUCCAGCCUUAUGUCGAUCAAAAAGUUCUGGUCGUCACCGCAGAUGGCAGAACCUUGACUGGCACCCUGCUCUCCUGCGAUCAGUUGACGAAUCUCGUCCUCCAAAACACCAUCGAGCGCGUAAUCCGACCACAUGAAGACCCCGAAGAUAGCGAAGAAGUUCCGCAUGGCCUAUACUUGAUUCGAGGCGAGAAUGUGGCUAUAUGCGGACUGCUGGAUGAGCAGAUGGAUGGCGAAAUCGAUUGGGCGAAAGUGAAGGGCAGUGUAAUUGGGGGAGUGAAGCAUGCUCAAAAACCUGGAGGUGCCAAUAUGUUUCAAGAGCCAGUCCGCCGGAAGAAGCUGAGAGAUGAUCUAUGGGUGAAGGGCCACAGCCCGAGGAACACAAGAGCGGCUGUAAGCCUCAACAAGAACGGGCAAACAGUACAGUAUGUCCUUCAAUUCUAG